This is a messenger RNA of Acanthoscelides obtectus, 303 nucleotides long. The record is from the annotation of a GenBank genome assembly. NCBI's taxonomy places the organism in Eukaryota, Metazoa, Arthropoda, Insecta, Coleoptera, Chrysomelidae.
AUGCAAGGCUGUACAGUCGAUCAUGCAGUCAUUUAUCUAGGCUCUGCUGCUGGACAAGCUUAUGUAGCACUAAGUCGUGCAAGAUCUUUAGACGGUAGUCGGAUUGGAGAACUUGAUUGGUCUAAGUUAACAGGACCUCUUGCUACAAACUGUGAAGAUGUGGAAAUCACUCAUUGUGAUGACCAUAUUGGCGAAAGUAACAACAAGCACAACAUCGGGGCCAUGUUCAGAUUCCUCUUCGUGCCACAUAGAUGGAUCUCACCUAUUCGCAACAUCCUUCGAAUUCCUGAACAAAUUUACUGA